AUGCACCCGUUCGUGCCGCCCCCCUCGCCUCCGCCUCAGGGCCCGGCGCUGCUGGAGGCCUCCGUGUGCCCAGGCCUAUGCCCUUCGGUGCGGCCGCCGCCGACCGCCGGCCCUUACCUAUGGCUCGGCGGUCACACCGGACCCUCCAUGCCGGUCCUGCCGCCGGGCCCGGAGCGGGGCUGGGCGGCGGUGGGUCCGCCUCCCGAGUGCCCGAGGCCGGCCCGGCCGCCUUACUCGUACUCGGCGCUGAUCGCCAUGGCCCUCCACAGUGCGCCGGGCCGGCGGAGGACCCUCAGCCAGAUCUACCAGUACGUGUCCGAGAACUUCCCCUUCUACCGGAGGAGCAAGGCGGGUUGGCAGAACUCCAUCCGGCACAACCUGUCCCUCAACGACUGCUUCAAGAAGGUGCCGAGGGCCGAGGAUGACCCGGGCAAAGGGAGCUACUGGACCCUCGACCCCAACUGUGAGAGGAUGUUCGAUAACGGCAGCUUCAGGAGGAGGAGGAGGAGGAGGAGGGCUGAGGCCGGAGCUGCCGAGGGGAGCGGAGGGUCCGGCCAUGGGAGCCUCCUGUACGGGGCUGCGGUAGCUGCCUUUGGACUGUGAAAUCCAUUGGCCAAGGAGUGGGCACACACUUUUAAACAGGAAAGAUGGAGAAACUCUUGCCCUGGCAGAGCUGGAGGAGCCUUCCCAAGAUACUGACCUUCUGGGGAAGAAGUGACUUCACCCAACACACUUCUCCUGCUUCAGGAUACAAAGCUCUGGAUCCAACCGCAUGGGUUGAACUCUGUAUUUUCACCUUGAGACUGUUUGCCCUGGGACAGCACACCUUGAAAAUGCAGCAGGACACAAUGAGGAGAGCCUGGGGGGUGCAGGUGCUUCAGGGUUUCCCACUGGGGUCCUUAUAACAGUGCAGCAAGUCCAUGGACAAUUUAAGGACCAUGCCAUAUUGCCAGAACUAUUCUUCAGGGACCAUUUCAGGUGAUGAUUCAAUGGAUGGAGGCCAUCAUUUGUAUCUCUUUGUGCUUCUGUUGUACACUAUUUUUGUGUAUU
Messenger RNA from Melopsittacus undulatus (budgerigar), 1050 nucleotides. It is a transcript of the gene FOXI2, whose product is annotated as forkhead box I2. NCBI's taxonomy places the organism in Eukaryota, Metazoa, Chordata, Aves, Psittaciformes, Psittaculidae. The record is from RefSeq and is a predicted model, not a curated record. The transcript has 3 exons. The coding region runs from base 1 to 603 and encodes 200 amino acids. Gene Ontology annotation, biological process: regulation of transcription by RNA polymerase II; anatomical structure morphogenesis; cell differentiation. Gene Ontology annotation, molecular function: RNA polymerase II cis-regulatory region sequence-specific DNA binding; DNA-binding transcription factor activity, RNA polymerase II-specific.